Messenger RNA from Penaeus chinensis, 3798 nucleotides. RefSeq names its product neural cell adhesion molecule 1-A-like. The coding region runs from base 58 to 2151 and encodes 697 amino acids. Gene Ontology annotation, molecular function: protein binding. The transcript has 10 exons. The record is from RefSeq and is a predicted model, not a curated record. NCBI's taxonomy places the organism in Eukaryota, Metazoa, Arthropoda, Malacostraca, Decapoda, Penaeidae.
CCCCGCCCACAAGUGAGUUGGUGGCAUGAAGGGUCACUGCUUGACGACGUCGUGGAGAUGUCAAGCGGUGACAUCACGAGGAACGUCUUAACGCUGCCUAAUUUGACACGGCAGCACCUGUACAGAGUCCUCACAUGCCAGACGUCCAAUUCGAACAUGUCAUUGCCACUGGCAGCGACCGUGACACUGGAUAUGAGCUAUCCGCCCCUCGAGGUCAACAUUCUGGGCAACAACGCGCCGCUUUCCGAGGGCGAGCGAUAUUCCUUAGUGUGUGAAGCUUCGGGCUCAAGACCUGCCGCAAGUCUGACCUGGUGGAUGGAAGGAGUCCUCAUGACGGAUACCAAGGACCAGAUAUUGCAUGAGGGCAACGUCAGCCGCUCUACCUUGCACGUGGUGCCGACGAGGAGCAAUGACGGAGACAUGGUGUCCUGCAGAGCCGAAAAUGCCAUGCUAGAAGGGGCUGCUAUGGAAGACACGAGGAAACUGAUUGUAUAUUACGCCCCCAAGCUGGUACUCCGUGCGGGCGUGAGUCUCAACAUGUCCAACAUAAAGGAAGGUGAGGACGUGUACUUCGAGUGCGACAUCCAGGCCAACCCGAAGGUGUUUCGAGUCCAAUGGUUUCAGAACGGCCAAGAACUCCACCACAACAUCACGGCAGGAGUGAUCCUCAGCAACCAAAGUCUCGUCCUUCAAGGUGUGACACGCAAGUCCUCAGGGCUUUACACCUGUCGCGCCAUUAACAUGAACGGAGAGGCCAGUUCGAACGCCGUGCAGCUCAGUGUUAAGUUCGCGCCCGUGUGCUCGCCCGACCAGAAGUGGGUGUACGGCGGCGGUCGGCAUCAGCCCGUGAACGUGACCUGCCGCGUCGAGAGUCACCCGGAGGCGUCGACCUUCCGCUGGGCCUUCAACACGUCGAGCGAGUACGUGGAGAUCCCGCAGGACCGCAUCUUCUCCAGCCGCAGCCGCAGCAUGGUCGCCUACACGCCGCAGACGCACCACGACUUCGGUUCGCUCCUCUGCUGGGGCGUCAACGACGUCGAGGUGCAGCACCAGCCCUGCGUGUUCCAUAUCGUGCCCGCUGCCGUGCCCGAGCCCGUGCACAACUGCAGCGUGUGGCACAACGCCAGCGCGGCCGGCGAGGUAGUGGUGGCGUGCGAGGCGGGCUGGAGCGGCGGCCUCACGCAGACGUUCACGCUGGAGGUGCGGCAGGGCGGGCCGCGGGGCGGGCCGAAGGGCGGGCCGCGGGCGGGGGCAGGGGCGAGCCGCGUGCUGGCGGCGCUGCGGGACCAGCCUGAGCCGCACUUCACGGUGACGGGGCUGGCGCCGGGCACCGAGUACCGGCUGGCCGUAGUGGCCUCCAACGCCCAGGGCGCCGCGCCGCCCACCGUUCUCGUGCACCUUACGCCCAUCGACGUCGCCGAGAAGCGCACCAGCCCCUCCGCCGCCGACUCCGCGGGCGCCGGCUCCUUCGUCAGCCUCACGCCCAUCCUCGCCGUGCUGCUGGGCGUGGCGGCGUCGCUGGUCGUGUGCUCCGUCGUGCUCGUGGUCGUCAUGCGCGCCCGCAACGCCAACGCCCGCGCCCGCGCCGCCACGCAGACCAAGAUCAUCUACGACAAGGCGUCGCCGACCGCCAAGGGCGCCGACGACGGGGGCUUCGUGCAGCAGGAGAGAGGCCCCGACAUCAUCCUCGUCAAGAGCGAUACGAGGGUACCAGGUGAUGACAAGCAGCUGGUUCGUGACUACAUGAGAGGGCGAGAUGGCUCAUUCUACAUCAACCCAGGCUCCUUGCUCAACAAUGGUGCAGUAGUGACCCGGGAGACGGAGGCUCUCCUGCCGGACCCGACGAUGACCAGCAGCGUGUGUAGCCAAGGCGCCGCCAUCACCCGCGUCACGCCGUCGUCCUCCUCCUCCUCGGCCUUCCUCGCCUCCGUCACCUCUCCUUCGCCCGGCCUCACCUCCACCGACUCCCUCGCCCGCUCCUCCUUCUGCUCUGGGCGCGGCUCGCCUCCGGCCUCCUCCGUGUCGACCAACAGCCCCCGGGGGUCCACGUCGACGGUGGCGCUGCACCCCGACUACUGCGCUCAGGAGGACCCGAGGGCGCCUCUGGUCGCCGCGCCCCUCGCCGCCGCCGCCAGGGAGAGCUCCGUCUAGGCUCCAGGGCUAUAGAAAUAUCCUACGGUUUAUUUGCAGUCCUCAUCCUUCUGUAAAAAUAGAGAGAGAGGGAGAGAGAAAGAGAGAGAAACAUAGGCACGUCACAGACUCCUGAUAUGAAGGAUCUCCUGAAGCUGAGUGAAGUCGACUGAAGGUGGAAGGGCCUACCGUGUUCUCUGCGUUCAGAUGUCCAUGGGUGUUCUGUUUCCUUUGUGUAAAGAACUUGAAAGAACUCCAUGUCAAGUGCCAAGGUUGAUUUUUUAAAAUGAAGGUGAAAAAAGACUUUGCUUUCUUCUGAUCAUGGUACCAGGAGAGGAAAUAGUGCAUCAACCAAGGUAGUUAAGGUAUCUGGUGAACUGCAACUAAAGUGGAGUGCAUGCAACACGUUUCAGCAGAUACACUGUGACCUAUUGCAACAAAAACCUUGCAAAAAAAAGAAAAAAAAAAUAGGUGUAAAACUUCUUUGUUCUGAUCCUCCGAUGGCCAAAAUAUGUGCAGUCUUUGGGUAUAGAUGUGCUUCACGCUCAAUAUAACCUCUCAGUUGUCUUAAACAAUAUUCCAAUCUGGCUGUUAUCUCGGUGUAAGACGAAACAUGAUAUAAAACAUAUUUCUCAAAGAUUUCCAACAUCUCAGAAAAAAUAUAUCCAACGCUAUAUGUGGAAGAGAUAUACACGUGGAACCGAGUAUUACCAUUUUCUUCAGCCUGGGACCACUACAAGGCGAAGAUUAACUCAAGGAUCUUCUUAUCUCAUGUGUUCUGUCAGUAUAAAGAUGUGUCUGCUUGAAGUCUGGAUGGCAUUAAUCCUAAUGGGAAUGAUUCUCUUUUAGGGAUUUUAGCCCUAUGAGAAUCCUUUUCAUCUUACGUUUUAGAAAAGGAAUAAAACAGAAAAAAAAAAGAAAAAAAUACAUGUACUGGCAGUAAAAAAAGGUGUUUCAUAUUUAUGUUGUGUAAUAAAGUUUUUUUCGGUGUUUCAAACUAACUUUGGAGGCAACUGAUGAAGGAAAAGAAGACCAUUUUAAGUGACUACAGUAUUUCUUGUCAACAGGGUGUCCGAUAGAAAGUCAAAUUAGUGUUUUUGAUGUACCAAAAGAAAAAAAAAAAAAAAAUAAGAGAAAAAAAAGAAGAAAGAGAACAGAAAAAAAAGAAACUCAACGAAAUGAAUUGAUAUGAUUAGAUUUUCAUCGAUCAAUCAGGGUUCAGUAAUAGCUAUAACCAAGACAAAAAUCCCAUACUAUUUAGAAAGAAAGAAAGAAAGAAAGAGAAAGAAAGAAAGAAAGAAAGAAAGAUAAAGAAAAGAAAAGAAAAGAAAGAAAGAAAGAAAGAAAGAAAGUAAGAAAGAAAGAAAGAAAGAAAGAAAGAAAGAAAGAAAGAAAGAAAGAAAGUAAGAAAGAAAGAAAGAAAGAAAGAAAGAAAGACAGAAAAAUACUCUAAACAGAGGCCUCCAUGAGAAACCAUCGAAAUUAAAACGUACGUGUUAGUUCGCUAAAAGUCGUUUCCAUAGCAACGGCUUCAUCUCGCUGCUACAUCCAGGGUGCUCAUUCAUGAUUCCUCAAGCUUUUAUUAAUUGUUAUUAUUAUUAUUGUGAUUAUGACUAUGACUAUGAAGAUGAUGAUGAUGAAAUUAUCAUUAUCAUUUUUAUUAUUGUU